Messenger RNA from Dalotia coriaria, 1166 nucleotides. RefSeq names its product SAP domain-containing ribonucleoprotein. Gene Ontology annotation, biological process: poly(A)+ mRNA export from nucleus. Gene Ontology annotation, cellular component: nucleus. Bases 169 to 1038 code for a protein of 289 amino acids. The transcript has 3 exons. Lineage: Eukaryota; Metazoa; Arthropoda; Insecta; Coleoptera; Staphylinidae. The record is from RefSeq and is a predicted model, not a curated record.
GAAAUAAUGUAAUUUUAAAUAGGCAAACCCAAUUCUCAGAAAAAUAAGAAGUGGUGGAAGCAGUUUAAUGAAGUUAACCCUUAAAACUACCGAAACCUUCCGAGACGCUCAAUACUAUACUAAAGCAUCAUUAGUUGUUGUUUACUCUUAUAUACAACAUUCUUUUACAUGGAUACUUCGCUAACAGUCGACAUGGAUUUAAGCAAACUAAAAGUACCUGAGUUGCGUAAAGAGUUGAAAAAUCGAGGCUUGAGCACCGCGGGUAAUAAAAACGAUUUACUUGAACGUUUGCAGUCUGCGAAUAAAAACGAGAAAGCAAACGAUGCUGUAGAAACUGCAGACGAUGCGGUAGAAACUGCAUCCGGUGACGAGUUGGACGAAGAUUUGCUCAACGAAGACGACGAUGAGUCUCACAUCGAAGAUAGUUAUUCAGCUCUGCAAGAUCUUGACGCCACUAUAGAGGAAAGCCCCCCAGCUGCAGAAAAGCCAGCCCAAGGUACAAAAAGAAAGAGUGAUGAAGGAACAACAAAUGAUUCUGCUGUAAAAAAAGCCAAUGUUAUUAUCACUAAUGAUACAGACUGGACGAAAUCAGUUAUUACUGGACGCACAAAGAAAGAAAAACCAGAGAAGAAAGUAAUUAAACUAACAGAUCUUACUGUUCAAGAAAGAGUAGCAAUGCGAACUAAAAAGUUUGCUGGUGGUGUAUCAGAGUAUGCUAAAAAGGCAGUCAGAGCAGAAAGAUUUGGCAUAGAUACUACAACAAAACCUGCAGUUGGUGGAAAAAUUAAAACUGCACCAAUAUCUGCAGCGACAGCGGCAUCCGCAGAUGUGUUAAAACGACGCGCAGAACGUUUCGGCAUUAAAGUCUCCACAACUCUAACCAAACUAGAAAAUCAAGAAAAACUAGAGAAACGCAAGGCGCGUUUCGGCAUCACUUCCCCAGUGAAAACAGCGGAAAAUGGUGCAGCGAAGAAAAAGAAUACCCUAUCGACGCAGGCACAAGAUCGCUUAAAAUCUAUCAAAAAAAUAGUCAUGUAGAAGUCUAACACAUUUUAAUACACCAUAGAAUCAAUGCUGUAAGAAUUUUAUCCUAGAAUUUAAUUUUUUUAUGUUAUUUCACUAUAAUAUCCAAUCAUUUUGAUAAUUAAAUUAAUAACCAUAAACAA